Messenger RNA from Trichomonas vaginalis G3, 1317 nucleotides. RefSeq lists its product as uncharacterized. The transcript has a single exon. Lineage: Eukaryota; Parabasalia; Trichomonadida; Trichomonadidae. The record is from RefSeq and is a predicted model, not a curated record. Bases 1 to 1317 code for a protein of 438 amino acids.
AUGUUUGCUCUAUUUGCAAAUCAUGCCUUGUGUGAUAAACUGAUCACUCAAGUUGGCGCAUAUGCCCAGAGGAUAUGUAAUGUUGAUCUAGAUAUAAAAUUUGACUUGGAAGACAAUCCAAUGAUGUCAUAUUAUAUGAUUUUAGUAAAUCCACCAAGUGGCCUCAGAGUUAAUCAGCAUCAUCAACUUGACCCAAUCUUCGAAAUAAAACCAAAAUCUUAUGUUACCAUUCAUACCGAAGACUGGCAUUACCUUAAAUAUUUUAUUGUUAGAUAUCCACGAACAUGCUUAUCGGUCGAGUUUCUCCUUAACUCACGUAUGGGACAAAAAUUUAUUUAUAAUGCAACAGAUAGAACAAUGCCACACAAUGGAACAUAUUGCUCCGCAUUUGUUUCAUUUUACCCAAUAGAUAUUCAUAUCUCUACAGAAACACCUUCAGUACUUUUUGUUGACAACUAUUCAAUCAAUGAAUUUAAAUUUCGAACUAACAAAGAAUACAAUUUUGAAAACGUUUAUUCAGUAUGCAUUGGAUUUAGACCACAGAGUUUUGAACCUGACCAAAAUGUUGUUAUCGAGAUUACAAGAUCAUUUAUUCAUUUCGAAGAAGAAGUAUUUACAUUUACCUCAUAUUUCAACUACUUUAAGAAGAAAAUCUUUGCUGAAUCGGCUUCAGAUUUCAAUGUUCCGAAAGAUAUUAACCUCAAGCCAGGAGUAUAUUAUCCUGAUGCCGGUGUAAAUUCUCCUGAUUAUCACAUAAAGGAGCACUCAUAUGUAGUUUUCACUCUUUUCGAUGAUUGUUUCGGGUACGUAAGAAGUGGACUAUCAUUGUUAGAGAUACUUGGUAAUACUAAUAUUGUAUCAGUUUAUUUCAACACAUCAGGUGUUAUGAGUUUUUAUUCAUACCAAUCAUGUGCUCCAUUACAUUUUGUUGUUUAUGAUCUUGAUUUAACAGAUAUUAGUAAUGUUAUUACAAAUUGUAAUAAUGAAAAUCUCAAAUUUGAAUCAACUAAAGGUGAAAGAAAUGUCCUUGUAUCUGCAUAUUAUGAUGGAAUGAUUACAAUUUCAAGUUCCAGUGAUAAAUUUGUAGAAUCGUAUAAUUAUUCCGGACAAGCUAUUAAUGAAUCUUUAGUCGGAUAUUCAUUUUACUCAAUAGUUAGUCAGGCUGAAAAUAGCAAAAAAUCUGAAUGGAUAAAGCUCAAAUUCUCAGGAAAUUUCGAGGGUUGGCAAAAUUAUUUAAUUGAAGGAAAGAAUUCGUACUAUAAAGCAUAUUCAAUUAAUGAUUCGUGUCCUUCAAAAAGAUUGAAUUCGGGCAAUUGA